Molecule: messenger RNA, 927 nt
Organism: Larimichthys crocea (large yellow croaker)
Lineage: Eukaryota; Metazoa; Chordata; Actinopteri; Sciaenidae
Gene: gadd45ga
Product: growth arrest and DNA-damage-inducible, gamma a
Exons: 4
Coding region: 108-587 (159 amino acids)
Biological process (GO): regulation of cell cycle
Cellular component (GO): nucleus; cytoplasm
Source: RefSeq, a predicted model, not a curated record
CACAGCCUGUUCUGAGCUCAGAAUAACGCAAGAGAGUACACUGAGAGAGACACACACAGCCUUUUUCCGUUCACUGCAAAAUCACCGAUCGCGCUUGGAUUAUAACUAUGACUCUGGAAGAGAUCCGCGGACAAGAGAACACAAUGGAAAACACUGAUAGGGUGCAAAGUGCAGGCGCAGCCCUGGAAGAGCUGCUGGUCGCUGCUAAGAAGCAGGACUACCUGACAGUUGGAGUUUAUGAAUCUGCCAAAGUCAUGAAUGUUGACCCAGACAGCGUGGCGUUCUGCGUCCUCGCCACCGAUGAGGAGUACGAGUGUGACAUCGCUCUUCAGAUCCAUUUCACUCUCAUCCAAGCUUUCUGCUUCGACAACGACAUCAACGUGGUGCGAGUCAAUGACAUAGAGCGCCUGGCUGACCUCGUGGGUGCAGACGAAACCGGCGAGCCCAAGGACGCGCACUGCAUUCUUGUCACGAGUCCCAGUGCAAACCCAUGGAAAGACCCUGCUCUGGACAAACUGAGUCUGUUCUGUGAGGAGAGCCGCAGUGUGUACGACUGGGUGCCUACCAUCACACUUCCAGAGCGCUGAAGUGACAUUCCACUGCAACUAUGCUUCACAUGAUGAUGAUGAAGAUGAUGAAAAGAAAGUCAAGGAGCUGAGCUUCAGCUUGGGGGGGUGUCAAAGCCUUUCAGCCUCACAUGUCAUGGAUUAAGAGGCUGUGGCUGCAACCCGCUGCAAGAGCACGAUGUCUUGGUGCAUUCUGGGUCAGCACGUUGGUUCUGGAUUACCCUGGGGAAGGGUUCAAGUUCAAAGGGUCAAGUGUGGACUGGGUCCGGUGUAGGUGGAGUGGACAGACUGAUGGACACUGAGAAGGAUUUUGGACUGUACUGCAAAGUGCAUGAAAAGAUGAUGAUGAUGUUUUGACCCA